CUCCGCUUAUGGUAGCUGGGUUGAAUAAUGAGUGGGUUAACCUUUCCGAUUCGGGAGACGAAUCCGAUAGAGAAAAGGUCGUUAUGAAGAAGUGUUCUAAAGUAUACAAAACUCCCUCUAAUAAGAAAUCUGACGAGGAUUAUGCUCAAAAAUAUAGCAAGUCUUUGGCAUGCGGCAAGAAUGUCUCAGAUGGUUUCAUCGAUAACAUUUUCACGUUGUUUGAUAAGGUCAAAUUAGAGAGCAAGAAACAUCAGGGUAAAGGACCAAAAGGAAGCUUGCCAUGCAAGAACGGGAUGAAAACACUAUCUUUUGAUCCACAAGAAACUUACAAGACUAUAAAUAGCACCUUAAAAUGCAGAGAAAUGCACUUGAAGAGACAAUUUAGUCAAAUGUGUGUUCAGUCGAAAAACGAAGACAUAAAUAGACCAAAAAUAAGUUCUGAAAGUAAAAACAAAAACUCAAACAUUACUUUAAAGGUACAAGGUUUCGAAAGACCGAGAUACAGGAAAUAAGACACAUGUAUGAAUGUUUUUGAAUUAUUGUGGAAAAGACAUGGGUGGAAUAUUAACAAAACGAAAAAGACACCAAUAGAAAUGGGAGGAAAACUUUUACAAUAUCCGAUCCACCAAAAUAAUAGUGG
Anoplophora glabripennis (Asian longhorned beetle) is the source of this 640-nucleotide messenger RNA. RefSeq lists its product as uncharacterized. Bases 9 to 512 code for a protein of 167 amino acids. The transcript has 3 exons. Lineage: Eukaryota; Metazoa; Arthropoda; Insecta; Coleoptera; Cerambycidae. The record is from RefSeq and is a predicted model, not a curated record.